CGCAGCGCAGAGCCCGGCUCCGCGGCGGGUACAACAAGUGGAUAAGCAAUGUGCACUGCUCUGAGCCCGAAGGCACGUGGGCCUGGCCUCUCUGAUAUGCAUCAAUACAGUCAGUGGCUUGCAAGUAGACAUGAGGCCAACUUGUUGCCGAUGAAAGAAGAUUUGGCCCUGUGGCUCACAAACCUACUGGGUAGAGAAAUAACAGCAGAAACCUUUAUGGAGAAAUUGGAUAAUGGUGCCUUGCUUUGUCGGUUAGCUGAGACCCUGCAGGAGAAAUUUAAAGAAAACAGCUUUGAUGCAAACAAGCCUGGCAAAACCUUACCGGUACGGAAGAUUCCAUGCAAAGCCAAUGCUCCUUCAGGGUCUUUUUUUGCACGAGACAACACAGCAAAUUUCUUAUCCUGGUGCAGAGAUGUAGGGGUGGAUGAUACCUGCCUGUUUGAGUCAGAAGGUUUGGUUCUCCACAAGCAGCCAAGAGAAGUGUGCCUUUGUUUGCUGGAACUUGGAAGGAUUGCAGCAAGGUUUGGGGUGGAGCCUCCCGGAUUAAUAAAGUUGGAAAAAGAGAUUGAACAAGAGGAAACACUUUCAGCCCCCCUUCCGUCUCCUUCACCAUCACCAACAAAGUCUCCUGGGAAAAAGAGCACAGGGAAACUGCUGGAUGAUGCUGUUAAACACAUUUCUGAAGAUCCACCUUGUAAAUGCCCUAAUAAGUUCUGUGUGGAGCGUCUUUCACAAGGAAGAUACAGAGUUGGAGAGAAGAUCCUCUUUAUUAGGAUGCUGCACAACAAACACGUGAUGGUUCGUGUUGGAGGAGGAUGGGAGACUUUUGCAGGUUACUUACUGAAGCAUGACCCGUGCCGAAUGUUGCAGAUCUCCCGAGUGGAUGGGAAAACUUCUCCCAUCCAGAGCAAGUCUCCAACCCUCAGGGACAUGAAUCCAGACAAUUAUCUGGUUGUUUCUGCCCAUUACAAAACCAAGAAGGAGAUUAAGUGA
Gavia stellata (red-throated loon) is the source of this 993-nucleotide messenger RNA. It is a transcript of the gene GAS2, whose product is annotated as growth arrest specific 2. Gene Ontology annotation, cellular component: actin filament. Gene Ontology annotation, biological process: actin crosslink formation. The transcript is spliced from 8 exons. The record is from RefSeq and is a predicted model, not a curated record. Gene Ontology annotation, molecular function: cytoskeletal adaptor activity; actin filament binding; microtubule binding. The coding region runs from base 49 to 993 and encodes 314 amino acids. Lineage: Eukaryota; Metazoa; Chordata; Aves; Gaviiformes; Gaviidae.